This is a messenger RNA of Helianthus annuus (common sunflower), 2747 nucleotides long. Its product is annotated as E3 ubiquitin-protein ligase hel2. Gene Ontology annotation, molecular function: ribosome binding; ubiquitin protein ligase activity. Gene Ontology annotation, biological process: protein ubiquitination; rescue of stalled cytosolic ribosome. The transcript has 7 exons. Lineage: Eukaryota; Viridiplantae; Streptophyta; Magnoliopsida; Asterales; Asteraceae. The coding region runs from base 179 to 2536 and encodes 785 amino acids. The record is from RefSeq and is a predicted model, not a curated record.
UAACAAGCAAUUAAACAUUUUUUUGACCCUGGCUGGCCUCCACGUUCACUGGUUACUAAAAUCCCCAAAUUGUUCUUCACCUGCACCAACCCUAACCCUAGCUUCCGCAAAUCGUCAAUUGUGUUGAUCAUCUAUUCGAUUCGUUUCAUCAAUCUCGAAUCCUGACUCACAAAACAGGAUGGACGAUACUUGUGCUGUGUGUGCCGAAACCCUAGAAUGGAUUGCUUACGGAAGAUGUGGACACAAGGAUGUUUGUUCCACAUGCGUUGCUCGUCUUCGAUUCAUUUGUAACGAUCGUCGUUGCUGCAUCUGCAAAUCUGAGUCCUCGAUCAUCUUCGUUACCAAGGCUUUAGGGGACUACACUAAGACGAUCAGUGAUUUCUCUGUUUUUCCUUCAGAGAACAAGGAGGGUCGAUUCGGAACAUAUAUGUACCACGAAGAUACACAGUCUUACUUUGACGAUUUGGAUCAUUACAAUAUGAUAAGGGCUAUGUGUAGGCUUUCUUGCAGCGUUUGUGAUAAGACGGAGGAUAAUUCCGGUAAUAAAUCUAAGAGAAAAGCUAAGUUUCGUGAUAUUAAUCAGCUUAAGGGUCAUCUGUUCCACCAACAUAAGUUGAUCAUGUGCAGCCUGUGUCUGGAAGGAAGAAAGGUAUUUAUCUGUGAACAAAAGCUUUAUUCAAAAGCACAACUUGAGCAGCAUGUACACACAGGUGACUCUGAAGUUGAUGGAACCGAAAGUGAAAGAGGUGGGUUUCAAGGGCAUCCGUUGUGUGAAUUUUGCAGGACACCUUUUUAUGGGGAUAACGAGCUUUACACACAUAUGAAUACCGAACAUUUUAAGUGUCAUAUAUGCCAAAGACGUAAUCCCGGUAAAUACGAGUAUUUCAAGAGUUAUGAUGAAUUGGAGAUUCAUUUCCGCCAAGAACAUUUUUUGUGUGAAGACGAGGCUUGCCUCACUAAAAAGUUCAUUGUUUUUCCAUCUGAAGCCGAAAUGAAGGUGCACAAUGCUCAAGAGCAUGGGGGUCGUCUGUCACGAUCAAAGCGCAAUGCUGUUUUACAGUUACCAACUAGCUUUACAUAUCGACGGAACACCGAGCACGAUAAUCGACGGGGAAGACGAAAUACGUUUCUGCGUGAUUUACCCGAAUCCGAAUUAUCACGAGCAAUUGAAGCCAGCCUGGAAACAUCCAAUUCCAGAUUUCUAGAAGCUUCAUCUUCAAGCGGGCCAGUUCUUUCCAAUAACAAUAUAAACAACAUCAUCCCAUUAGUUCAACCAUUUGAAUCACUAGCCGCAGAUUCCGAUCCACCUUCAAGGUAUUUUACCGCUGUGUCACAUAGAGCUCGAAACACUCCACUUGAGGAAUCUGCGUUCCCGCCACUCCCCGCGGGCCCUGCGGCUAGUGCUCGAAAGCCCAGCGGGCUAUUGUGGAACACCAUGGCUGAAAACCUCCGCCGACAAAACAAGAAAAAAGUCAACGUUCUUAAUACAGGCAAUGCUUGGCCCGCUGCACCCCGUAUGAAUCAUAAUAAUAUUAAUAAUAAUAAUAAACCCUCAUCAAGUUCAGUUUCUAGACCUGUAAACACCUCAAACGCUGCAGUAUUGCCUACAUCUGGUCAGAGAAAGUCAACCGUCAACCUGGUUGUGGCUCCAAGCAGAAUCAGCCACUCCACGUCAGCACCGAAUCUGGUUAAUGUGGGUUCGGUAUCUGACUUUCCUCCAGUUUCCACAUUGCAGACAGGUAACGGGCCUGGAAAUGGGCCGUCUACGAAAAGUGUGGAUGAGGUCCAUGCUGCAAACAAGUCCAUGGUAGAUAAAAUACGUGCGGGUUUGGAUAACGAUCAGGAAAAAUUUGCUAGUUUUAAAGAGGUGUCAGGUCAAUACCGGCAAGGUGUUAUUGACGCCGAGACUUAUUUGGUUUAUGUGGAUCAGUUUGGUUUGUCUCAUCUUGUUCUUGAUUUGGCCCGUCUUUUACCCGAUCCUCAUAAGGAGAAAGAGCUUAUAUCAGUCUACAAUGCGAAUCGGGUCAUGGGCGGGUUGAAAGGAAACGAUCGGAAAAACAAAGGGAAAUCUGUUGCUAAUAACAAAACUAUAACUAACGGGUUAACUGAUAACAUAUUAACUUCGGUUCGGGAAUUACAAUUAAACUACCGGCGACCAGAUGAUGAGGUGGAGACGUUGUCGAAAGAUGGGUAUCGGGCUGUUAAUAAAGGGAAAUCGAAGGUGGAGGUGGAUGAUCGGACAUCACCUGGUGGUCAACUUGUCAUUAAACCGCCAACAAGUGAAGGCUGCAAUGGUGGUCAACGGAAGAAAACAUCAAAGUUUCUUAGGGUUCGGCUGGGGAAUGGGUCUCAGGCUUCGCUUGAUCUUAACAAUUCUAACGGUGGGUCUGAUGCCCCGUUGGCAAAGGGAGAAUCAGCUGGGAAGGCGGAGCAGGAGACUACCGAUGUGAUACCGGUGCGCGGUGUGUGGCGUAAUGGUGGUGGCCAUAGGCUAAUUGUCAAAGACCUUAAAGGCCCUAGAGUGAUACAUAGGUAAUCGGGGUUUAUUUUUAAUAUAUUUUAGCAUCGUGGAAGGAUGUAACAACAAAUGCUUGUUUCGAUGGUUUUUUGGGGAUGUAAAAGUGUUGUUGGUUCGAUGGUUUUUGAGGAUGUAAAAGAGUGUGUUUUUCACCGCCAACUACUGUUGAUCGACUGUGUUUUCAAUUCCAUGUUUGAAGGAAAACUGCAUAGUACAUGUGAAUUGUAAA